This is a messenger RNA of Pecten maximus, 1729 nucleotides long. Its product is annotated as retinal homeobox protein Rx1-like. The record is from RefSeq and is a predicted model, not a curated record. Gene Ontology annotation, biological process: regulation of transcription by RNA polymerase II. Lineage: Eukaryota; Metazoa; Mollusca; Bivalvia; Pectinida; Pectinidae. Gene Ontology annotation, molecular function: DNA-binding transcription factor activity, RNA polymerase II-specific; RNA polymerase II transcription regulatory region sequence-specific DNA binding. The transcript is spliced from 5 exons. The coding region runs from base 542 to 1231 and encodes 229 amino acids.
CCGUAAUAUUACAAGCACACUUUGUUAAUUACAGGACCAGUUCUACGGUGGGCUUGAGUUUCAUUGGUGAGAAGUACGACACAUGAUGAGGCAGUGGGCCUAUACUGAUUUUGUUAAGUGAUAACUAAUAGUUUAACCAAAUCAAGUCUGUCAUCAUCCGCAUUAAACGGUAUACGGAUCCGGAGGAUAAACACGACAGCGCCAUAACGGGAGCACAAUGAGGCAUUUAACGGCUCAUGUAGUGGUGAUUACCGCCCCUACAGACGACUGUGGCGUUCCCGGCUUUAUCGACUCUAAUUGGCUAUUAACACUGUGAUCGUAUGCUGUCGAUUGUUGUAGAAAUUACAUGGCCUGUAUAUAAAGUCCUCUUCCUCUUACAAAAUAUUUCAGGAAAUGAUUCUGGGAUUUCAACAUGUGUAUUUGAACCACGUGAAAUUUAUUUCACUUGUUCAUUUCAUAUUAAUGUGUUAACGUUAUAUUUGAAUUGCUGUUUGUGUCGGAUUGGAUUGGAAUUUGACCACAUAUCUGGAGACAGUGUAACAUGAAGGUUGAAUUGGAGGGCCAGGAUAAUUCAGCUGUGAGAAGUUUACAAAGAUUACACGCCAUGGUUUUGAAGAAGAAUGACAUGCCAAACGAUAUUCCUGGAAUGGGCACCUCAAACAAAGGACGGAAACCUCGACACAGGACCACGUUUUCUCCAUUUCAACUGAAAGAAAUGGAAAAAGCAUUCCGAAGAGCCCCCUACCCAGAUGUUGUCACCAGAGAAGACUUGGCACGAAAAUUGACUUUAAACGAAUCCAGAGUACAGAUCUGGUUCCAAAACAGACGCGCUAAGUGGAGAAAAGGUGUGGCCCCAAAAGUCGACAUAUGUCCUGAAGAAGAUUUCUCCACCAAUAAGACAGAACCUGUCAACCAACUGCCACCUGCUCCAUCAACAGAGACCGUUCCUAAUAAGGAGGGGGCGUGGCAGCCAUGGUCGCUUUUAGCCGGAGACUAUUCAUACUACCAACCAUCAUGGUUGGGACCGGUUGCAGAACAGUCACAGACUCAUUACCUUUCUCACCACCAGGCGGCGCCACUGACUGGUCUCGUGGAACAUAUGUCAUUUCCGUCUCCGAUUAAUCUCGUUCAGAGGGAGAUGAUGUCUCGGGAUACACAGUUCAUGAAUAAAUACGUGUUUGGAAAACCCAACAAAGAGUCAUCAAACUCACGGAUGAAAAUAUUUAAUUAAUCGCCACUUACCAACUUAUACAUGUAUUUAUUGAAAACAGCUUGUUAUGGCCAAAUAUAAUAAUAAAGUAUGUUAGCUUCGGUAUCAUUAGUUUUAUUUAACAAAGGUAAUUAUAUGUAUUUGACACAUUUGUAUGUAUGAAUUACAUUGUUUAUCCGUUUAAACUGUUUAAUGAGAUAUCUUCAACCUUGUAACAAGAUUUCUUAAGGAACAUUGGUGUAUAGUUGAGUGCAGUAUAAUAACGCACAAAUAUGAAGAAAUGUCUGAAUGGCAAACAAGAACAGUGAAAUUGUUUACUUUUGUUUCUGAAACAACAAAUGGAUACUUUCGUUUUAAAUCAUAGUGUUUCUAGAAACAAGGCAUAAUAUACCUUUAACAAUUUCUAUGAAUACACCAUUGAUAUACUUUCUGCUUUACAGUUUCUGUGAAUUCAUUGUACCGAGGAUUACGUUUGAUAUUGUUCCAAACAUCCUGGAAUAAAAACCACAAAUCGAUGUC